GGCAAUGGCGUCUCAUCAGGUUUUCUUGUUUGCAUGCGCCAUUGCUCUUGUGGCUUCUUUAUCAAUGGUUUCUUCUGAAGUUAUCGAGCAUUCUUUUCAUGUGCAAAACCUUACUGUAAACAGGUUAUGCCGUAGACAAGUGAUCACUGCAGUAAAUGGAAGUCUUCCUGGCCCAACGCUCCGUGUUCGAGAGGGCGACACCCUUGUCGUUCAUGUCUUCAAUAAAUCACCAUACGAUCUCACUAUUCAUUGGCAUGGAGUUUUCCAGCUAUUGAGUGGGUGGGCAGAUGGACCCGAGUUUGCGACCCAGUGCGCGAUCCGACCCGGGAAAAUCUACACGUACAGGUUUAACCUAACGGGACAGGAAGGAACUCUGUGGUGGCACGCCCACGUGUCAUGGCUACGAGCCACGGUUCAUGGUGCCCUCAUUAUUCGUCCCAAAUAUGGUCGCUCUUUUCCUUUCCCUAAACCUUAUAGGGAAGUCCCCAUCCUCUUAGGAGAAUGGUGGAAUGCCAAUGUUGUGGAUGUGGAGAAUGAAGGGCUAGCUACCGGAGGUGCACCUAAUAACUCAGAUGCUUACACCAUUAAUGGCCAGCCAGGCGAUCUUUACCCUUGCUCUUCUAAUAAAACAUAUAAGCUAAUAGUGAAACAAGGAAAAACAUAUCUCCUUCGCAUCAUCAAUGCUGCACUCAAUAACCAGCUCUUUUUCAAGAUUGCCAAUCAUAACAUGAAAGUUGUUGCGGUAGAUGCUGCUUACACCAACCCAUAUAUCACUGAUGUAGUUGUUGUUGCACCUGGCCAAACGACUGAUGUCCUCCUAACAGCCAAUCAAGCCCCCGCAUCCUACUACAUGGCUGCAAAUCCUUACUCUAGCGCGGCCGGGGUACCAUUUGACAACACUACUACCACCGGAAUCAUUUUCUAUGAAGGUGCAAAACCAUCAUCAACUCCAAAAUUGCCAAUCCUACCAGCCUUCAACGACACACCAACAGCCCACACAUUUUUCACCAAUUUGACUGGGCUUGUAACUGGGCCAUUUUGGGUUCCUCCCCCUCGCCAAGUAGACGAGCAAAUGUUCAUCACUAUUGGGUUGGGCCUAGUUGCUUGUGGAAAAGCAGGAAAUGCAAUAUGUGCAGGCCCAAAUGGGCAACGAUUAGCGGCAAGUAUGAACAAUGCAUCUUUCCAAUUCCCAACCAAGAUGUCAAUUUUAGAGGCAUUUUUCAACAAUGUGAAAGGGAUUUACACUACAGAUUUUCCAGACCAACCACCCUUGAAGUUUGAUUAUACAAAUCCUAAUAAUAGCUUUAAUCCUGCAUUUGUAAUGACUACAAAGUCGACAAAGGUGAAGAAACUCAAGUUCAAUGCCACAGUUGAGAUUGUAAUGCAAAAUACUGCUUUGAUUGGUGUCGAAAACCAUCCAAUUCACUUACAUGGAUUCAAUUUUCAUGUCUUGGCUCAAGGCUUUGGCAACUACAACCCUACAAUUGACCGAAAGAAAUUUAACCUUUUUAACCCACAAGAGCGCAAUACUAUUGCUGUCCCCGUUGGAGGAUGGGCUGUCAUUAGAUUUCGAGCUAACAAUCCAGGUGUAUGGUUGAUGCAUUGUCAUUUGGAUGUGCAUUUGCCUUGGGGUUUAGCAACAGCAUUUGUUGUUGAGAAUGGGCCAACACCAUCAACUAGGCUACCUCCACCUCCACCAGAUCUACCAAAAUGCUCAUCCUCAUGAUAGUGUUUUACUUUUUUUCUUACAUUAUUAUUUCUGUCAUAAUUAAAAAAUAAUAAGUAAUUUCGUUUUUGUCCCAUCUUGUUAUUUCCAAUUGUACUAAGAGUCGGAUCAUUUACCUUUUUCUCGUUUCAACACAAGGGUUGUACUUGUAAUUAGCUA
This is a messenger RNA of Nicotiana tabacum (common tobacco), 1885 nucleotides long. RefSeq names its product laccase-7-like. NCBI's taxonomy places the organism in Eukaryota, Viridiplantae, Streptophyta, Magnoliopsida, Solanales, Solanaceae. Gene Ontology annotation, cellular component: apoplast. Gene Ontology annotation, biological process: lignin catabolic process. Gene Ontology annotation, molecular function: hydroquinone:oxygen oxidoreductase activity; copper ion binding. The record is from RefSeq and is a predicted model, not a curated record.